AUGGUUACAACCCAAGGUGUUAGCAGACACCAGUAUAACUCUAAGCUAUGGUUACAACCCGAGGUGUUAGCAGACACCAGUUUAACUCUCAGCUAUGGUUACACCCCCAAGGUGUUAGCAGACACCAGUAUAACUCUCAGCUAUGGUUACAAACCCGAGGUGUUAGCAGACACCAGUAUAACUCUCAGCUAUGGUUACAACCCCGAGGUGUUAGCAGAUACCAGUAUAACUCUCAGCUAUGGUUACAACCCCGAGGUGUUAGCAGAUACCAGUAUAACUCUCAGCUAUGGUUACAACCCCGAGGUGUUAGCAGACACCAGUAUAACUCUCAGCUAUGGUUACAACCCCGAGGUGUUAGCAGAUACCAGUAUAACUCUCAGCUAUGGUUACAACCCCGAGGUGUUAGCAGAUACCAGUAUAACUCUCAGCUAUGGUUACAACCCCGAGGUGUUAGCAGAUACCAGUAUAACUCUCAGCUAUGGUUACAACCCCGAGGUGUUAGCAGAUACCAGUAUAACUCUCAGCUAUGGUUACAACCCCGAGGUGUUAGCAGAUACCAGUAUAACUCUCAGCUAUGGUUACAACCCCGAGGUGUUAGCAGACACCAGUAUAACUCUCAGCUAUGGUUACAACCCCGAGGUGUUAGCAGAUACCAGUAUAACUCUCAGCUAUGGUUACAACCCCGAGGUGUUAGCAGAUACCAGUAUAACUCUCAGCUAUGGUUACAACCCCGAGGUGUUAGCAGAUACCAGUAUAACUCUCAGCUAUGGUUACAACCCCGAGGUGUUAGCAGAUACCAGUAUAACUCUCAGCUAUGGUUACAACCCCGAGGUGUUAGCAGAUACCAGUAUAACUCUCAGCUAUGGUUACAACCCCGAGGUGUUAGCAGACACCAGUAUAACUCUCAGCUAUGGUUACAACCCCGAGGUGUUAGCAGAUACCAGUAUAACUCUCAGCUAUGGUUACAACCCCGAGGUGUUAGCAGAUACCAGUAUAACUCUCAGCUAUGGUUACAACCCCGAGGUGUUAGCAGAUACCAGUAUAACUCUCAGCUAUGGUUACAACCCCGAGGUGUUAGCAGAUACCAGUAUAACUCUCAGCUAUGGUUACAACCCCGAGGUGUUAGCAGAUACCAGUAUAACUCUCAGCUAUGGUUACAACCCCGAGGUGUUAGCAGAUACCAGUAUAACUCUCAGCUAUGGUUACAACCCCGAGGUGUUAGCAGAUACCAGUAUAACUCUCAGCUAUGGUUACAACCCCGAGGUGUUAGCAGAUACCAGUAUAACUCUCAGCUAUGGUUACAACCCCGAGGUGUUAGCAGAUACCAGUAUAACUCUCAGCUAUGGUUACAACCCCGAGGUGUUAGCAGAUACCAGUAUAACUCUCAGCUAUGGUUACAACCCCGAGGUGUUAGCAGAUACCAGUAUAACUCUCAGCUAUGGUUACAACCCCGAGGUGUUAGCAGAUACCAGUAUAACUCUCAGCUAUGGUUACAACCCCGAGGUGUUAGCAGAUACCAGUAUAACUCUCAGCUAUGGUUACAACCCCGAGGUGUUAGCAGAUACCAGUAUAACUCUCAGCUAUGGUUACAACCCCGAGGUGUUAGCAGAUACCAGUAUAACUCUCAGCUAUGGUUACAACCCCGAGGUGUUAGCAGAUACCAGUAUAACUCUCAGCUAUGGUUACAACCCCGAGGUGUUAGCAGAUACCAGUAUAACUCUCAGCUAUGGUUACAACCCCGAGGUGUUAGCAGAUACCAGUAUAACUCUCAGCUAUGGUUACAACCCCGAGGUGUUAGCAGAUACCAGUAUAACUCUCAGCUAUGGUUACAACCCCGAGGUGUUAGCAGAUACCAGUAUAACUCUCAGCUAUGGUUACAACCCCGAGGUGUUAGCAGAUACCAGUAUAACUCUCAGCUAUGGUUACAACCCCGAGGUGUUAGCAGAUACCAGUAUAACUCUCAGCUAUGGUUACAACCCCGAGGUGUUAGCAGAUACCAGUAUAACUCUCAGCUAUGGUUACAACCCCGAGGUGUUAGCAGAUACCAGUAUAACUCUCAGCUAUGGUUACAACCCCGAGGUGUUAGCAGAUACCAGUAUAACUCUCAGCUAUGGUUACAACCCCGAGGUGUUAGCAGAUACCAGUAUAACUCUCAGCUAUGGUUACAACCCCGAGGUGUUAGCAGAUACCAGUAUAACUCUCAGCUAUGGUUACAACCCCGAGGUGUUAGCAGAUACCAGUAUAACUCUCAGCUAUGGUUACAACCCCGAGGUGUUAGCAGAUACCAGUAUAACUCUCAGCUAUGGUUACAACCCCGAGGUGUUAGCAGACACCAGUAUAACUCUCAGCUAUGGUUACAACCCCGAGGUAUAA
Messenger RNA from Mizuhopecten yessoensis (Yesso scallop), 2373 nucleotides. RefSeq names its product ice nucleation protein-like. The transcript has a single exon. The record is from RefSeq and is a predicted model, not a curated record. Bases 1 to 2373 code for a protein of 790 amino acids. NCBI's taxonomy places the organism in Eukaryota, Metazoa, Mollusca, Bivalvia, Pectinida, Pectinidae.